Molecule: messenger RNA, 570 nt
Organism: Symbiodinium sp. CCMP2592
Lineage: Eukaryota; Dinophyceae; Suessiales; Symbiodiniaceae
Source: the annotation of a GenBank genome assembly
AUGUUGUCACAAUACUCAUACUUCCAGGCCGGUGAGAUGAAGGCUACUGCUUUGUGGACUUACAAGGAGCGUGCGGACGACGAGAUAGGCUUCUGGAAAGGCGACAAGAUCCAAGUAGAUCGCAUUGCUCCUGGAUGGUGGACUGGUUCUACGGACGGGACCGCGAAGUCAGGCUUUUUCCCCGGCAACUACGUCAAGCUGGAUGAUCGUCCCAUUUCCCGCUUUGACCUCGACAGCACGGAGAAAACAGAUGCCAAGGAGCUCCCACACAGCGAGGUGAUGCUGAUUCAGCCGUUGGCGCACCGUCAGCGUCGCUUUUACAAGCGAAAGCAGGAUGGCUUAAACUACAAGGACACGAGCUACCCCCGUGUGAUGCUCCUCGUUGUAGGUCCCGAUGGCAGAGCUGAGCUCAAGAAGGAGGGAAAACUUCGCGAGCUCAGCGGGGAGAUCGAACUUCGUGGAGGACACGGUGUCUGGAAGGUCUAUGCAACCUGCAUGGAAGGUCGGGGGCUUCAUUUGUGGAUUCAUGUUGUGCUCAGCACGCUGAUGUGCCAACUCCUCGAGCUGUGA